AUGAAUGCGAUAGUAAUAUAUCUCAUUAUAAGUACUUGUGGACUAGCCCUUGGUCAGACCCCUCAACAGGUGUCCUCCCUCAUCACCGAUCUUCUCUCUAAUUAUAACAAAAAAGUGCGGCCAGUGGUUGACCAAUCGAUGCCGGUGACUUUGGACAUCAGUUUCAAUCUCAUCAGUAUCAUCGGAGUCGAUGAAGUGAACGAGAAGCUAGAGACUUCCGGUUAUCUAAGUAUAAUGUGGAAUGAUGCCAUGGUGACCUGGGACCCCGUUACCAAUAGUGAUAUCUACAGAAUAUUUCUGCCUCAGGGCGACAUCUGGAAACCAGACUUGGUUCUUGGAAACGGGUUUAAAAAGUUUGAGGAGCUUGGAGGACACUUUUACUACAUCGAUAUUGAUUAUACCGGAAGUAUAUUCUGGCAGCCUUUCCAGGUCUUCGAAACCCACUGUUCCAUGGAUACCACAUACUUUCCAUACGAUAAAGAAGUGUGCGAGAUCGUUUUCGUAGUGUGGAGUUAUUCGGUGAAUGAGGUGGAGAUCCGGAAGUCUGAUGACGGAAUUGACCUCUCUGCUUACGAGGAAAGUGGUGUCUGGGAAAUAAUACAAACAGACGUGAAAGUUAGCAAAAGUUCUAUAGACUCCAAAGUUACGUUCUCUAUCCACAUAAAGAGGAAGCCUCUCUACUACGUGCUAAACGUCAUAGUCCCUAUCUUAUUCCUUGGAAUGCUUACAAUCCUCGUUUUUGUUUUGCCUGUUGACGCGGGAGAAAAGAUGUCGUAUGCUAUGACUGUUUUCCUAUCCUUUGCAGUGUUCCUCACCAUCAUCAACACACAACUACCAGUUAGUUCAGACAGUACUUCUAUUCUGAGUAUUUAUCUUUUACUUCAGAUGUCGAUGGGGGUACUGGUGUUGGUGAUAACAGCCUUACAAAUCCGUCUGCACCACAGAGACGAGACAGUUCCGAUGCCCAGAGUCUUUAAGAUAAUGGUGAAUCUUGAUAAUUGCAUUAGAUGUACUAAAUCAUGCCAAUCAUCAAAAAGUGGGAGUAUUUCUCCUACGAUGAAUACGGAAAAUCAACCUAAGGCUGACCAAGAAGCACUUGAGGAAAAACCGUGGGACAACACCAAAGUCGACUGGAAGGACGUGACGUCUGCAAUAGACUUUCUGGCCUUCUGGAUUUUUCUGAUCUUGUACGUCGCUCUGACGAUAUAUUUAUUCAUAUCUAUUGCAACUUAACAAUGUACAGCAC
Molecule: messenger RNA, 1246 nt
Organism: Ostrea edulis (European flat oyster)
Lineage: Eukaryota; Metazoa; Mollusca; Bivalvia; Ostreida; Ostreidae
Product: acetylcholine receptor subunit alpha-like
Exons: 2
Coding region: 1-1233 (410 amino acids)
Biological process (GO): regulation of membrane potential; chemical synaptic transmission; monoatomic ion transmembrane transport
Cellular component (GO): synapse; neuron projection; membrane
Molecular function (GO): neurotransmitter receptor activity; transmembrane signaling receptor activity; extracellular ligand-gated monoatomic ion channel activity
Source: RefSeq, a predicted model, not a curated record